Molecule: messenger RNA, 370 nt
Organism: Mesoplodon densirostris (Blainville's beaked whale)
Lineage: Eukaryota; Metazoa; Chordata; Mammalia; Artiodactyla; Ziphiidae
Exons: 4
Coding region: 20-370 (116 amino acids)
Source: RefSeq, a predicted model, not a curated record
GUUCUGCAGAUCUGUUUGAAUGCCAAAGGACAUUUCUUACUUUAGAAGAGAAAGGCAACUGGCUCUAAAGAAAACUUUACAGGUGGCUGAGUCAAAACCCCUUGUUAUUCAAGCAGAUGUAAUGCAGAGGGAGCUAGAGAGCUGCCUAAGGAGUGAGUACACUCCUGAAAAUUUACCUUUGCUUCUGUUGCAGUAUUAUACAGAGAGAAUUACCCAGCUGGCCCAGAGUAAAUAUUUACACAUGCUUAGGUGGAAGAGAUUUUGCCCUCACAUGGUAGCUAAAGAUGGGAAGGAAACUAGUGGCUGCCUUUACUUGCCAGUUCUGCCUGUGGCAGAAGAUAUGGUACCUAUUUUUAAGAAUGAGAUUUGA